This is a messenger RNA of Cotesia congregata, 291 nucleotides long. The record is from the annotation of a GenBank genome assembly. NCBI's taxonomy places the organism in Eukaryota, Metazoa, Arthropoda, Insecta, Hymenoptera, Braconidae.
AUGACGAUCGUAACGAAAAUGAAGCAGUUCUUCAGCUAGUUAAAGUGUAUUGGAUUAAAAGUACCGAGAGAGUCUGACAUAGAUAACGAUCUGGAAACUGGUUAUCCUGGUGACCUGGAGGCUUCUAGUGAUUUUGAGCACCUACAAGCUCGCCGUCGGUGGUCACGAAUUCUGGUUCCAUCGGAGACUAAAGGGUCGAAUUAUUACGGAGGGACAGUACUGAUGCUGCUGGUUAGUCAGAGGAAAAGUGAUCUUCAAAUCUGCGGCCUGCUCUGUUGUCAUAGUAAGUAG